AUGUAUAGAACACCACUUCACUCUAUCAAACGUAAGUUAGCUGACAAUAUUGUCAUUGCAUCAGCACCAUGUGCCAUUCCAGUUCUCGGUAGAUUAAACGUGGGUGCCCGUAUGUCACUUUUUGAAUAUGAUAAUCAAAUUAUUGUUUGGUCUGCUUUCCCCUUUUGUGAAGAUGUGCAAGAAUGUUUGGAUAUGCUUCAAGGUGAAGUUACUCACUUAAUUGUUCCAAACUUGCGUCACAAUGUAGGUAUCAAAUCAUUUAAAGAAAAAUAUCCAAAUUUGAUUAUUGUUGGAGGUGAAUAUAACAUCGAAGGAGUUACUAUUGAUCAAUCAAUUCCUAAAACUUAUGGUAACAAAAUCUUAAAAGAAACUGACUUGAAAGAAAUCGGAUUGAGUGACGUUAUAUCUAAAAACUUUGAAUUUGUUUCUAUGGUCAGUCACAAAAACAAAGAUUUAGUUUUAUAUGAUAAAAAGUCCAAGAUCUUAUUCACUGCUGAUGUUACUAUUGAUAUGUCACCAAGAAAGGACCUAGAACAAUUCAAAGAUGAAGUCGACAAAGAUGGAUUUGACCCUCAUUGGGGUUAUUGGGGAAACUCAUUCCUUUCAAGAUUUCUUCAACCGGAAUAUAACUUCUUUAAAAACAGAGUUAAUUUACUUAAUGGUACUGACAAGCCAGAAGGGCAAGAUGCUUUGAAACUUAUCUAUGGAAUGGAUAUUAGCAAAAUUGUUCCAUGCCAUGGUAAUGUUGUUGAAGGUAAAGAGGCUUUGAAGAAAUUCUACUCUUUCCUCUAG
Messenger RNA from Yamadazyma jaroonii, 792 nucleotides. The record is from the annotation of a GenBank genome assembly. NCBI's taxonomy places the organism in Eukaryota, Fungi, Ascomycota, Pichiomycetes, Serinales, Debaryomycetaceae.